This is a messenger RNA of Diabrotica virgifera virgifera (western corn rootworm), 1935 nucleotides long. Its product is annotated as 52 kDa repressor of the inhibitor of the protein kinase-like. Gene Ontology annotation, molecular function: protein dimerization activity. Bases 1 to 1935 code for a protein of 644 amino acids. The record is from RefSeq and is a predicted model, not a curated record. The transcript is spliced from 4 exons. Lineage: Eukaryota; Metazoa; Arthropoda; Insecta; Coleoptera; Chrysomelidae.
AUGGAGACGAGUGGCAACGAAAAUUUAGCAGAAGAAAUGGAGAUGACUAACAGUGGCGAUGAUAUUGGUGGGGAGGCAGAUGAAUUACAUCAAGAAGAGCAUGAUGAAAUGGUUGAAAAUAUCGAGUCUGAUGAAAAUAUCGAAGUAGAUGGAAAUAAUCUAAAAAUUGGAUUAUUCGUACAAAGGUCUUCGGCUGAUGGGAUAAAUUUAAUCCCUGGAUUGCAAAAGAAAAUUUGGACUCCACCUGACGGCUACAGUUUUCCCGCAUCGGGCCCUAGAAAUUUGAAGUUCCAACGCUCUUGGCUCCUGACAUACUCAUGGCUGGCGUACUCGGAGAGAGAAGACGGUGCAUUUUGCAAAUGCUGUGUCUUAUUUUGUGCUCGAGCGGGAGGGGUUGGUCGCCAAACCUUGGGCCAGUUAGUCACGAAUCCAUUGAGAAACUGGAAAAAAGCACUGGACACUUUCGAAAAGCACAAUGCAUCAGAAUAUCACAAGAGAAGCCUGUUGCAAUGGAGCUUGAGACUGAAAAUCGAAGACGAAAAUGCUUUAUCCAUUGAUUUACAACUUUCGAAACAAAAACUUGACUUUAUAAAUGAAAAUUUCACUGGAAAAGGAAUAGGAACUUCUUAUCUCAAUUUCUUGGAUUCUUCCGGACUUAAUUGCACAUAUUUUCUCGGACAGGGAUAUGAUGGCGCGAGAGCGGUUAGCGGAGAAUUCCAUGGAGCCCAAGCUGUUGUCAGAGAGCGUUAUCCACUCGCGCUCUACUCCCAUUGUGCGGCUCACAGCUUUAAUUUGGCAGUCAGCUCUGCAUGCAAUAUAACAGCAAUCAGAAAUUGUUUGGGAACCCUCGAAAGCAUUCAUACUUUCUUCAUCUAUCCGAAACGCCAAAAUGCUCUUCAAGAUGCGAUCAAUGAAGAUGAGACGCUACGUGAAAGUCGGUUGAAGAAAUUGAAAAAAUUUUGCAAAACCAGAUGGGUAGAGCAACACGAGUCUGUCGCAACUUAUCUGCACUUACAACCAGCAGUAAUUCGCGCUCUUGAUGUGAUUUCGACCACCUGGAAGGAUCCGACGACUUCAUCUGGAGCUUUCCAACUUCUUUCAGCAAUAAAAACUGCAAAUUUCCAGAUCUCCAUGCAUAUUUUGAGCUCAGUACAUUCUUUGACUUUGUCUCUCAGUCGAGUACUUCAGUCCGAAAACCAGGAUCUUGGCGAGGCUAUCGAACUGGCUGAUGCUGCGAAACAAGUCCUGCUUGAAAGAAGAGAAAACGCCGAAAAGGACUUCAGAGGAAUUAUCAAAACCGUGAGCGAAAUCAGCGCAAAAUACGACAUCGAACUGCGGAAACCAAGGCUCGCGUCAAAACAGACUCAACGCUCCAACGUACAAACUGAUUCAGUUCAAGAUUAUUUUCGCAUAACGAUUUACAUCCCAUACAUUGAUUUGUUUCUGACCCAUAUACAAGAUCGAUUUUUGAAUCACCGCAAAAUUUUAUCAAACUUUGCUUGCCUCUUCCCCAACAAAAUGAAGAAUUUCAAUGAAGAAUCCUGCGCUCAACUGUUUGAACCAUACUCUUCAAUUUUGCGGGAUGAUUCCCGUGACAUCUGGGUAGACGAAGUCAAACUUUGGCGUCAACGCAUCGCCGGAAAGAACGUUAAAAAUUCGCUUGAAGCACUCGAUGUGUGCAAUGGAGAUGCAUUUCCAAAUGUACAUCAAAUGCUUCGCAUUUUGGCAGUUCUGCCUGUAACGACAGCAACGAAUGAACGCUCCUUUUCAACAUUGCGUCGCCUCAAAACUUACCUCAGGUCAACAAUGUCUGAAGAUCGGCUGAACGGAUUAGCUUCGCUCAAUAUACAUCGCGAUGUCGAGGUCGAUCCGCAAAGAGUUUUGGAGAAGUUUUUUUCUACACCUCGCAGAGUUAAUUUAUUAUAUAAUAACUGA